GGUUGGGGGCAGAGAGGAGGAGGAUGGGGACAGGACCAACCCAGAAACAGGAGAGGGUGCCAGCUCAGACAAAGAGAGACCGUUCCUCUGCUCCCAGUGUGGUAAGCGGUUCACUGCACCAAGCAGCCUGAAGACUCACAUGCAGAGACACAGCGGAGAGAAACCCCACCAGUGCUCCUUCUGUGGGAAGCGCUUCCUACGAUCCACAGACCUGAAGAGACACCAGAUGAUCCACAAAGCAGUCACCUCAGACAGACCGCACUGUUGUUCGGAGUGCGGCAAGACGUUCACCUCGCCCACCAGCCUGAGGAUCCACCUGAAGAUCCACAGCGAAGACAAACCCCACCAGUGUUCCGUCUGCGGGAAGCGUUUCCUGUGGCUGUGUGUUCUGAAGAGACACCAGGUGGUGCACAAAGGAGAGAGCGCCACCUCGGACCCAGACAGCCCAGGGGAUCCCGAACAGGGGCAGAAGCCGUACCCGGACCCUAAAAGACUGUACCUCUGCUCAGAGUGUGGCAAGAGGUUCACCACAGCGCCUUUACUAAAGUCUCACAUGAAGUCUCACAGUGGGGAGAUACACCACCAGUGCUCUGUCUGUGGGAAGUGUUUCCUGCUGUUCCAGGACCUCAAGAUACACCAGGAGAUCCACAAAGGUGAGAGAGACACCAGCAGAUACACAAAGGUGAGAGAGAGACACCGGGCGAUCCACAAAGGUGAGAGAGACACCGGGAGAUACACAAAGGUGAGAGAGAGACACCAGGAGAUACACAAAGGUGAGAGAGAGACACCGGGAGAUCCACAAAGGUGAGAGAGAGACACCGGGAGAUCCACAAAGGUGAGAGAGAGACACCGGGAGAUCCACAAAGGUGAGAGAGACACCGGGAGAUACACAAAGGUGAGAGAGAGACACCAGGAGAUACACAAAGGUGAGAGAGAGACACCAGGAGAUACACAAAGGUGA
Messenger RNA from Oncorhynchus gorbuscha (pink salmon), 961 nucleotides. Its product is annotated as zinc finger protein 728-like. Gene Ontology annotation, molecular function: RNA polymerase II transcription regulatory region sequence-specific DNA binding; DNA-binding transcription factor activity, RNA polymerase II-specific. The record is from RefSeq and is a predicted model, not a curated record. The transcript has 4 exons. The coding region runs from base 140 to 808 and encodes 222 amino acids. Lineage: Eukaryota; Metazoa; Chordata; Actinopteri; Salmoniformes; Salmonidae. Gene Ontology annotation, biological process: regulation of transcription by RNA polymerase II. Gene Ontology annotation, cellular component: nucleus.